This is a messenger RNA of Xenopus laevis (African clawed frog), 12188 nucleotides long. It is a transcript of the gene celsr1.S, whose product is annotated as cadherin EGF LAG seven-pass G-type receptor 1 S homeolog. The transcript is spliced from 34 exons. Gene Ontology annotation, molecular function: transmembrane signaling receptor activity; calcium ion binding; G protein-coupled receptor activity. Gene Ontology annotation, biological process: G protein-coupled receptor signaling pathway; cell adhesion; animal organ development. Gene Ontology annotation, cellular component: membrane; plasma membrane. The record is from RefSeq and is a predicted model, not a curated record. The coding region runs from base 857 to 9826 and encodes 2989 amino acids. Lineage: Eukaryota; Metazoa; Chordata; Amphibia; Anura; Pipidae.
UAACAGUAUUUCUCGCAGCUUAUUUCGAAGUUAACAUUUAUAGUUAAUGGAUAUGGGAAAUAGAAAACAUUUAAAGGAGAAACAUGCAACGAAAUCCUUAUAUUAAAAUAAAAACUCCUGUCGUGUAGCAGAGAUAAAAGCAAUUUGAAAAGGCUGACUGGCACCCAAGGCAUCUUGCAGUUGUCUCUAUCCGCCCCCGGGGCCAGGCUCAUAGGGAAUGAGGGGAUUCCCGGCAGUGCGACAGGGUGCAACAAUAGCAGCUCAUGUGACACUCACAAAGCCCCGUCGGCUCCAACACAUACUAUAGAGAAGUUGUGCGGUUCUAGUCUGAGGGGCCCAGAGCAGCCGAAACCCGUUGCGCGGGCGGGGGAAGGGGCAGACGGCUCAGAGCGAGGCUCCCGGCGGAGGAACAGGUGGCAGCGCAGCCAGUGAGGGGGAAGCCCACAGUCACAUCCAUUCAGGAAAGACCUGUAGCGCCGCUUUAAGUGGGGGUGGGAGAGAAUGUCCCAUUGACCCCAGAAAAGUCCAUACGCUCGGUGGUAUUACAAGUACUAUCCCAGGCCGGGGUUAUAUAAGCUAUAGCAACCGUCCCUUGCGUUACCGGAGCGCCACUGCCAGGGGCAGACAGGAGAGGCCAGAGCUCCGGAGAGUGAGGGGCCGCCCCCGGCAGGGCGCACAGACUGGGAGCAGGUUUAUGCUAAUCAGGACCGAGGGGAGGAGGAGGCGGAGGAGAGGGGAGCGGCGCUGAACCAGGGGGGUUGGAGCCAUUUUGAAAUCACUUUUAAACUUCCCGUGGGAUAAGAAGUGAAAUUGGGGCGAGCGGCCCUGAUGCCGCCCCUCAGGCCUCUGUGAGGAGAUGUGGGCGCUGAGUGUGUGUAUGACGGUGCUGGGGCUGCUUCAGCUCGCGGGGGCUCUGCAAGUUCACCUCUAUCCCGGGGGAGCCAACCUGUCCUUGGGAGCGGACUGGACUUACCUCCUGGAGAACAACUCAACGGCGAUUGCACUGAGCCACCUGGGAGAGCUGAGCUUGAUACCCGGGUCAGACUGUUCUCAUGUACCGCUUCCCGCAACCCUCCGUGUCACCUCCCGCUCUGACCGGACCGUCCUAUCCAUCCGCCUGCGAGUGUAUGUGCACCGGCCGGAGUGCCCUAUUGAGAGCCGGGGGGAGAGCGCGGGGGCCCGCGAGAGUCUCCCUGAUGUGGACAUUGAGUACAGAGCGGAGUAUAUGGCCCCCCGGUGUCCCCCGGAACUGCUGCAUAAGACUCAGGCACUUGUGGCCGCUCUACUGGGGGGGACCGGCUGUUCACUGUCUGAUUCCUCCAUUGUGCGGCGGACUGUGUGCGGGAGCUCAGGGGCAGCUGUGCCCAUCAUGUGUAGGGGCUCCUCGGAGCAGGUGCUGGUGCGGGUGAGGAGGAAGCUUCGGGGCAGACACAGGAGAAUAAAGAGGAGCACAAAUAGCAGCCCCCAGUUCCAACUCCAUAACUACCAGGCGUCGGUGCCGGAGAACGAGCCGGCGGGGACCCGGGUGACUUCUCUGCGGGCAGUGGAUCCGGACACGGGGGAGGCGGGCCGGCUGGAGUACUUCAUGGAGGCGCUGUUCGAUAGUCGCUCCAACGAUUACUUUGAGAUCGAUUCAGAGACGGGCACGGUGAGCACCAGCCAACCACUGGACCGGGAGACCAAGGACACUCACGUGCUCAAAGUAACGGCAACUGACUUCGGGUCCCCCCGGAGAUCCGCCACCACCUACCUGACCGUGACAGUCAGUGACACCAAUGACCACGUGCCGGUGUUCGAGCAGUCCGAGUACCGGGAGAACAUCAGGGAGAACAUAGAGGUGGGCUACGAGGUGAUGACUAUCCGGGCCACUGACGGGGAUGCGCUGUCCAACGCCAACAUGCUGUACCGGCUCCUGGGGGGCACCGAGGGGGCAUCUGCCGUGUUUGAGAUCGACGCCCGCUCCGGCAUUGUCCGCACCCGAGCACUGGUGGACAGGGAGGCGGUAACGGACUAUCAGCUCAUUGUGGAGGCGAAUGACCAAGGCAAGGACCCCGGUCCCAAAAGUGCCACGGCCACCGUGUAUAUCUACGUGGAGGACGAGAACGAUAACUACCCGCAGUUCAGCGAGAAGCGCUACGUGGUGCAGGUGCCGGAGAACAUCAGUCCCAACAGCCAGAUCCUGCAAGUACAAGCCACCGACCGGGACAAGGGCAACAACGCUAUCGUCUAUUACAGCAUCGUCAGCGGCAACAUCAAGGGCCAGUUCUACAUCCACUCGUUCACCGGCAACAUCGAUGUCAUCCACCCGCUGGACUACGAGGCGAUCCGGGAGUACAGUAUGAGGAUCAAAGCGCAGGACGGGGGGCGGCCUCCCCUCAGCAACACCACGGGCAUGGUCACAGUGCAGGUCGUGGACGUCAAUGACAACGCGCCCAUCUUUGUCAGCACCCCAUUCCAGGCCACCGUGCUGGAGAACGUGCCCAUUGGCUACUCGGUGGUUCAUAUCCAGGCCAAUGAUGCCGACUCCGGGGACAAUGCCCGCAUACAGUACCGGCUCACCGGCACCCCUCCCAAUUUCCCCCUUGUCAUCAACAAUAACACCGGCUGGAUUACAGUUUCCCUAGAGCUGGACCGGGAGGCGGUGGAGUUGUACACUUUUGGAGUAGAAGCCAGGGACCAGGGCGAGCCAGCCAUGACCUCCUCAGCCAGUGUCACCAUAACAAUAUUGGAUGUCAAUGACAACAACCCAACUUUCACCGAGAAGGCUUACCAUCUGCGCCUGAAUGAGGAUGCGGCUGUGGGGAGCAGUGUCCUGACCCUGACUGCUGUGGACAGAGAUGUGAACAGUGUGGUCACUUACCAGAUCACCAGUGGCAACACCAGAAACCGCUUUGCCAUAACCAGUCAGAGUGGGGGAGGACUGAUCACUUUGGCUCUACCUUUGGAUUACAAACAGGAGAGGCAGUAUGUCCUUACUGUCACUGCUUCUGAUGGCACCAGGUCUGACACUGUCCUAGUCUUCAUCAAUGUCACUGAUGCCAACACUCACCGGCCAGUGUUUCAGAGCUCCCAUUAUACAGUCAGUGUUAGCGAGGAUAAGCCCAUUGGCACCUCAAUAGUCACUAUCAGUGCCACAGAUGAAGACACUGGGGAGAAUGCUAGGAUAACAUAUACAAUGGAAGAUAACAUACCCCAGUUCAGGAUAGACCCAGACACAGGUACAAUCACCACCCUCAUAGAACUGGAUUAUGAGGACCAGGCAUCCUACACAAUAGCUGUGACUGCUAAGGACAAUGGCAUUCCACAGAAGUCAGAUACCACCUAUGUAGAGAUUCUGAUUCUCGAUGCCAAUGACAACAUGCCACAGUUCAUGAGGGACAGGUACGUGGGCUCUGUGUUUGAGGACGUACCACUUUCCACCAGUGUGCUUCAGGUUUCUGCAACAGACAGAGACUCUGGCCUUAAUGGGAGGGUCACGUACACUUUCCAUGGUGGGAAUGAUGGAGAUGGGGACUUUUACAUUGAGCCCACAUCAGGCAUCAUUAGGACUAACGCAAAGUUGGACCGAGAAAAUGUUCCUGUGUAUAACCUAAAAGCCUAUGCUGUUGAUAGAGGUAACCCUCCUCUAAAAUCCCCAGUGGACAUCCUCAUCACAGUAUUGGACAUUAAUGACAAUGCCCCUGUCUUCAAAAGUAAUGAAUUGGACAUAUAUGUAGAGGAGAACAGCCCAGUUGGGUCUGUUGUUGCCAGGAUCACUGCCACUGACCCAGAUGAAGGCACCAAUUCUCAGAUCAUGUACCAGAUAGUGGAAGGGAACAAUCCAGAGGUCUUUCAGUUGGAUCUCUUCAAUGGAGACCUAACUGCUUUGGUAGAUCUGGAUUAUGAAGUGAAGACUGAAUAUGUGAUUGUGGUGCAGGCUACCUCUGCUCCCUUGGUGAGCAGAGCAACUGUCCAUGUCAAGCUCCUGGAUAAAAAUGACAAUGACCCAGUGCUACAGGAUUUUGAAAUAAUCUUUAACAAUUAUGUGACUAACAAAUCCAAUAGUUUCCCCAUAGGAGUCAUUGGCAAAAUCCCAGCCUAUGACCCUGAUGUGUCUGACACUUUGCAUUAUAGUUUUGUUCAGGGGAAUGAACUAAACCUGCUUAUACUGGACCCUUCUACUGGAGAGCUCAAGUUGAGCCGGGAUCUGGACAAUAACCGUCCCCUUGAGGCACUGAUGAGGGUCUCAGUGACAGAUGGUGUCCAUAGUGUCACAGCACACUGCACCCUACGAGUGACCAUAAUAACAGAUGACAUGCUAACCAACAGUAUCACUGUGCGUUUGGAAAAUAUGUCACAGGAAAAAUUUCUGUCCCCUCUCCUAUCGCUGUUUGUGGAAGGAGUUGCAACUGUCUUAUCUACCACCAAAGAUGGCAUAUUUGUCUUUAAUAUUCAAAAUGACACUGAUGUCAGCUCCAAUAUACUAAAUGUAACUUUUUCUGCCCUGCUUCCUGGAGGAGUCCGGAAUAAGUUCUUCCACUCUGAGGAUCUCCAAGAACAGAUAUAUCUUAACAGAACUCUUCUAACCAUGAUCUCAGCACAGCGAGUGCUGCCUUUUGAUGACAACAUAUGUCUGAGGGAACCUUGUGAGAAUUACAUGAAGUGUGUAUCUGUUUUAAAAUUUGACAGCUCAGCCCCAUUUAUAAGUUCCAACACUGUAUUGUUUCGCCCCAUCCAUCCUAUCAAUGGAUUGAGAUGCCGGUGCCCUCCUGGAUUUACUGGAGACUACUGUGAAACUGAGAUUGAUUUGUGCUACUCUAAUCCCUGUGGCAAAAAUGGACUUUGUCGAAGCAGAGAAGGUGGUUAUUCUUGUGCGUGCCAUGAAGAAUAUACAGGAGAACAUUGUGAAGUGAGUUCCCGCUCUGGACGCUGCGUUCCAGGUGUCUGCAAGAAUGGAGGAACCUGUAUUAAUCUUCUGAUUGGUGGUUUCAAAUGUGAGUGCCCACCUGGAGAAUUUGAAAGGCCAUACUGUGAAAUGACCACAAGAAGCUUUCCACCACAGACCUUCCUUACCUUCAAAGGAUUACGACAGCGCUUCCAUUUCACAGUCUCCCUAAUGUUUGCAACUAGGGAGAGGAAUGCUCUGCUUCUUUACAAUGGGCGGUUUAAUGAAAAACACGACUUUAUUGCACUUGAGAUCAUUGAAGAACAGAUCCAGUUAACAUUCUCAGCAGGAGAGACCACUACUAAAGUCACCCCCUAUGUUGAAGGAGGAGUAAGUGAUGGACACUGGCAUUCUGUGCAGGUGCAGUACUACAAUAAGCCUAAUAUUGGAAGACUGGGGAUCCCCCAUGGACCAUCUGGAGAGAAGGUUGCUGUUGUGACAGUGGAUGAAUGUGAUACGGCUGUUGCAAUACGGUUUGGGAAUCUUAUUAAAAACUACACUUGUGCUGCUCAAGGGACCCAAACAGGUUCUAAAAAAUCACUUGACUUGACUGGACCACUGUUGCUGGGGGGUGUUCCUAACUUGCCUGAAGAUUUCCCAGUGCAGAACAGGCAUUUUAUUGGGUGCAUCAGGAAUUUAACUAUUGACAACAAACCAAUAGAUAUGGCAAGUUUUAUUGCCAACAAUGGCACGUUAGCAGGAUGUGCUGCUAAGAAGAAUUUUUGUGACACAAGUUUCUGUCAGAAUGGAGGGACAUGCAUCAAUAAGUGGAACACAUAUUAUUGCGAAUGCCCCCUUCAUUAUGGUGGGAAAAACUGCGAACAAGCAAUGCCUUUUCCUCAGCACUUCCAAGGAGAGGGAAUAGUGUUUUGGACUGAGCUGGAUAUUACAGUUACUGUGCCAUGGUUCAUUGGUUUGAUGUUCAGAACCAGACAAUCUAGUGGGAUGUUAAUGCAGGUGAAUGCAGGGUCCUCAUCAAGGAUUAACAUCCAGAUCUCAAAUAGUAACAUCCUGUUUGAAGUGUAUAGUGGCUAUAGCCGCAUUGCGAAUAUGAAGAUUACACAAACUCGUGUGAGUGAUGGAGAAUGGCAUCAUCUGCUUAUAGAGCUAAAAAGUUUAAAGGAUGGAAAAGACAUUAAAUAUGUUGCUAUAAUGUAUCUGGAUUACGACAUGUACCAGAGUUCAGUGGAGAUUGGUAACGAGCUUCCUGGAUUAAAGCUGAAGAGCAUCUUUGUCGGAGGUCUGUCCAGUAAAGACGGUGGGGUAGACCAAGGAUUCAGUGGUUGCAUGAAGGGAGUAAGAAUGGGUGAAACUUCAACAAAUAUAGCAACUCUGAACAUGAAUCAAGCUACAGUGAUCAAAGUGGACAGUGGCUGCAGUAUACACAACCCAUGUGAUGCCAACCCAUGUCCUUACAAUAGUGAAUGCAGUGAUGAGUGGAACAGUUAUACAUGUCAAUGCGAGCCAGGGUUCUUUGGGAGAGACUGUUUGGAUGUGUGCAGCCUCAACCCCUGUGAACAUGUUUCUACGUGUGUGCAAAAGCCUAGCUCUUCUCAUGGAUACACCUGUGAAUGUGGAGGAAGCUACUAUGGGCAGUACUGUGAGAACAAAGUUGAUUUACCAUGUCCAAGGGGCUGGUGGGGAAAUCCAAUCUGUGGGCCUUGUAACUGUGAAGUCAGUAAGGGCUUUGACCCUGACUGCAACAAGACAAAUGGAGAGUGCCGGUGUAAGGAAAACUACUACAGACCAAAGGAUAGUGACACUUGCUACCCAUGUGACUGCUUCCCAUCUGGUUCUUAUGCACGUGGCUGUGACAUGGAGACAGGACAAUGUCCUUGCAAGCCUGGAGUAAUUGGACGCCAGUGUAAUCGCUGUGACAAUCCAUUUGCUGAAGUUACUAAUCAAGGAUGUGAAGUGAUUUAUAACGGAUGUCCCAAAGCCUUUGAAGCUGGAAUCUGGUGGCCACAGACCAAAUUUGGCCAGCCAGCUGCUGUUCCAUGCCCCAAGGGAUCUGUGGGGAAUGCGAUCCGGCACUGCAGUGAGGAAAAGGGUUGGCUUCCUCCAGAACUCUUCAACUGUACAACCCUUAGCUUCUUGGAACUGAAAACCUUGAAUGAAAAGCUUCAUCGUAAUGAGACUACUUUGGAUGGCGAAAAGUCAAUACACAUUGCCAGAGUGCUACAGAAUGCCACUAACCAUACAAAAUCAUUCUAUGGCAAUGAUAUUAGAACUGGAUAUCAGAUGCUUGUGAAGGUGUUAAAGUAUGAGAGCCAACAGCAUGGAUUUGACCUUGCAGCAACAAGGGAUGUAGAAUUCAAUGAGAAUGUGAUAUAUGCUGGCAGUGCCAUAUUAGAUCACAAGAACAAACACCAUUGGGAACAGAUCCAAAGAACAGAGGCUGGCACUGCUCAUCUCCUCAAGCACUAUGAAGAUUAUGCUAAUAAUGUGGCCAGAAACAUGAAGAAGACUUACAUGAAGCCUUUUGUUAUUGUUGCACCAAAUAUAAUCAUUGCUGUAGACAUAUUUGACAAAGCUAAUUUCACUGGAGCCAAAGUCCCUGAAUUUAAUGAGAUACGUGAUUAUCCAAAAGAUUUGGAGUCUUCUGUGCUGUUCCCAGAUACUUUGUUUAAACCUCCUGAAAGAAAUGUUCUACCAACCUUCAAGCCAUCGAACCAGAAAAUUUCUAGUGACAAUGAUGAGUUUGAUCCCAACUUGUCAAAGAGGAAAAAGAGACAACCAGAUCCAUCAUCCCAGUAUGCAGUAGCCAUGGUGAUAGUGUACCGUUCCCUAGGGCAGUUACUACCAGAGAACUAUGACCCUGACCGUAGGAGUAUGAGGGUCCCCAAUCGGCCAAUAAUAAAUACUCCUAUUGUAAGCACUACUGUCCAUAAUGAAGGUGAACCACUGCCUACUCAGUUGGAAAAGUCAAUAAUACUGGAAUAUACUAUGCUGGAAACUGAAGAGAGAACUAAACCUGUAUGUGUAUUCUGGAACCAUUCAAUCAUAGCUGGAGGCAGCGGUGCCUGGUCUUCCAAAGGCUGUGAGCUUAUUUCAAGGAACAAGAGUCAUGUGACUUGUCAGUGUAAUCACAUGACCAGUUUUGCUGUGUUGAUGGACAUUUCCAAAAGAGAAAGUGGUGAAGUGCUUCCACUGAAGGUCAUCACUUACACGUCGGUGGCUGUCUCCCUAGUGGCUCUGCUUCUGACAUUUAUCCUGCUGGUUAUAAUUAGAACCUUGCGUUCAAACAUUCACAACAUUCACAAAAACUUAGUGGCUGCUCUCUUCUUUUCCGAACUGGUCUUUCUCAUUGGAAUCAAUCAGACUGAAAAUCCAUUUGUGUGUACAGUGAUAGCCAUCCUCCUCCAUUAUUUCUAUAUGAGCACCUUUGCCUGGAUGUUUGUGGAAGGACUUCAUAUCUACCGCAUGCUAACAGAAGUGAGGAACAUCAAUUCAGGCCACAUGAGGUUUUACUAUGUUGUUGGAUAUGGAAUCCCUGCCAUAAUUACAGGAUUAGCUGUAGGCCUGGAUCCUCAGGGAUAUGGGAACCCUGAUUUCUGCUGGCUGUCUGUACAUGAUACACUAAUCUGGAGCUUUGCUGGGCCCAUUGCCAUAGUGGUAACUAUAAACACAAUCAUAUUCAUAUUGGCGAUAAGGGCAUCCUGUGGACGGAGGCAACGGACAUUUGAGAAAUCUGGCGUUCUCUCCCUGCUGAGAACAGCCUUCCUGCUCCUCCUCCUGAUCAGUGCCACAUGGUUCCUGGGUCUUAUGGCAGUAAACAGUGAUGUCAUGACAUUCCAUUAUCUCUUUGCCAUCUUCAGCUGCUUACAGGGACUCUUUAUUUUCUUCUUCCACUGCAUCUUCAACAAUGAAGUCCGUAAGCACCUAAAGAACACUUUCACAGGAAAGAAAUCUGUUUCGGAUGAUACAGCUACAACAAGAGCCACUUUGUUAACUCAGCGCACUUUAAAUGGCAACAACACAUACAUGGAUGAUACAAACGUGUUUAGAACAGCAAUUGGGGAGUCCACAGCUUCUCUGGAGAGCACCGUCAGGUCAGCCAAGAGCCACAAUAGCUACCUUGCUUAUAUACUCAGGGAUGAAGCUGCCCAAAAGCUUAGUAUGUCUUCCGGUCAAACUCGAGCUGGCAUUACAGAAGCAGAUCCCUCAAUUUACCAUAGAAAUCCACGCUCUAAUCGCCAUGAUUCUGACACAGAUAGUGAGGAUUCCUCUGAUGAACACAGCAGCCUAUAUGCCUCCUCUCACUCCUCAGACAGUGAGGAAGAUGGGAUUGAAACAGAGAAAAAAUGGAAGUCAGCCAGCCCUAAAAACAAUGAGAGAGGCCCUGUCCACAGCACUCCUAAAGUUGAAUCUUUUUCCAAUAACGUUAAACCCUACUGGCCUGCUGACUGCAUGACUGCCAGUGACAGUGAGGAUCAAGGUGGAAAGUCCAAGCUGAAAGUAGAGACUAAAGUGAAUGUAGAGCUUCAUAAUGAUAUCAAGGCAAAUCACUGUGGAGAGGCACAACAGGACAAAGAGAAUGAAGCAAACAACAAGGAGAGCAAAUUGUCCUCCAACCACAAUAAUCAUCAGCCUGAACUCCGAAAAGGAAUACUAAAGAACAAAGUCACAUACCCUCCGCCGCUCACAGACAAAAACCUCAAGAACCGAUUGCGUGACAAAUUGUCUGACUACAAUCAGUGUACAAUCUCCUCAAGGACUUCUUCUCUGUGCUCCAAUGAUGGCGUUAGGCCACUUACAGACUGUGGGGUAACUAUUAAAAAUCCGCGAAGGGAUCAUCCCCGAGAGCAAGUCAAUGGUGUAGCCAUGAGCAUACAGACGGGCCCUUUGAAUGCAGAGACCUCGGAUUCCGAGUAUGUAUCCCAAUGUUAUGUGCAUGGGUAAAUGCUGGGUAGCUGCAAGUGCCCUGUAUUUGGUAGUCCAAGGAAAUACAUGUCAAAAUUACCAUUUGGUCGAUUUCAAAAUUGGUUCUUUGAUUACUGUAUGUACAAAGAAAUAUCGUUGACACAUGAACAAUGAAUUAGGGAAAAAUUGCUGCCUUUUAUGGACCAAAUGACUUGCACCUAUUAGUGGAAUAUGUUGCAUGAGUGAGGAAAGGCUUCCCAUGUAGCAGUGGCAGCCUAGUUACAGUACUCCCUCUUUAUACCCUUGCCUGCUGCCAGAUAAAUUCUAUUGAUAAAUUAAAAUAUAUAAGUUCCAUUGCAUUAAUUUGACCUUCUUCGUAAUUCCAGCUUUGACAUCAAAGCAGGCAGUAUAUUGAGGGAGCACUGUAGACUAUUAUAGAUGGAGCAGGAUGUUUAUUUUCUUCCUUGGUGCAUGAAUAUCAGUGCAUGGUAACUAACACUGAGAGCUUAGUGGAUGGCAUAUGUACCUAACCCUAAUCCUGCAUGGUCCCUUCUUUCACGAACAGCGGCAGUAAUGAAACUUCAAUUUGAAUCAUCAGGAAACCAUGACGUUGGCUGCGGAAGAGGGAUAUCAGUUUGGACUUCCAUUCCAUCUUGGAUUCAAUGGAAUAGGCCCUUGUAGAAUGGAUCAUUGCUAAGGCAAUUGUGUAAUAAUGGCAGACUUGUGACUGCUUCCAAACAAAGAGAUGUCAAAGGAUAAGAUAAGGAUACAGACUCCAAAGCACAUAAUUCUGCAGCAAGUGCCAAAUUGUAUCAAAAUAAGUGAGGCUCCAAUCCCUUGAGCAGACGGGCAUUAAGCUGGUAAUAUCAGAAAGAACUGGCAAAUACUGCAAGCCUUACACCUUUAGAAGAGUCUGCAUAGUGGAGCCAUUCAAUCAAGUGACUUGUAGAUGGGUGUAAAUACAACAGAUCUUGUAUAUUGAAAUCAGCCUUGUGCAGGAAAUCCUCGGACAUGGGUGCCAUGCAUGCUGAUUGGAUUCUUCUCUGUCACAAUGUGACCUUCCAGCCUACUGUACAAUGAACCAAGGAAUACCACUACAUCAAGUGCCCUUCUCUCAUCCACCACACUCUUAAACAGAUCAGUUUAUAAAUAUACAGAUUGUAGAUACUUUUUAUAUAUUUUGUAUGGGACUCUUUCAAUGGAAAAAGCUCUUUUGUAUAUUUUACAUUAGUACUAGUUUUAUUUGUUAUAAGUUUGAAAAAUAUUUUUUUAUUACAUUGCACAUACUUUACUUGAAUUGUGUGAUCUACAGAAAAAAAGGAUUCCCGUCAUAAAUCUCACUUAAAUGGUUAAAUAGACUAGGAAAAGCCAAACAUGGUCAAUGCAAAGUUAAGAACUGAUGGAAUGUACAGUUUUCAUUUUGGGACAUAUCUGCAGGAAUCGUAGUUACAAAUUGAGAACAGUAUGUGAUGGUUCCGUGAGCAUGUAUAGGACAAACAACCCCUUAUUGCUCUACAGAGGCCUGAAACCCUCAUCCCAUCAAUUUGGACAGAAAUAUGCAUAGUUCAGGCCAGCCAAGGAUGCUAAAAAGCCAUUUGCAGACUUUUAGGGACAAUAAAGUUUUCUUUAUUCAAAGCAGACAUUGGAAAAUUAGAACAUCAGCGAUCUGUAGAUAUUUUGCACAUUGUAGUUAAUAAUGCUGACCAUAUGUCACUUGGCAGUAAGUUCUCCUACGCCGUCCAUAUCUCUCUGGCAUUUUCUACACUGUGCCACACAAUUAUUCUGGGGGGGGGGGGGCAUUUAUUAAACAGGAGCUUUUAGAUGAAAAGAAUGGGCAGUAGAAUUUCACCUGAUUUUCAAAUAUUUAUUCCUGACAUAAUGAGGAGUUUCAGGCCAAAUUGGCUGCAUUUAUCAGAUGGACUGUUGGAAGGAUAUUUUUCUAUUUUGUGUAUCCUUUAGUCAGUCCCUAACUCUUUGAGCCUGUGCCACAGAGCCUUUAUAUCAGUGACCAAUCCCACCCUCUUCUUUCAACAUGUGCCCCAUUAAUACUGUAUGUGUAGUUUUAUGAUCCAAUGCUUUUUUUUUUUUACCAUUUUACAAUAUCUUUAUCUAUAUAUAUCCAUUGGGUUAUGUUGGUUGGUGUUGCCCCGUCCCUGAGAUAUGUAGCACGGGCUCUCUUUCAUUGUGCCUUACAAUCCCAAAUAUCUGUAAAGGGAACCUUCACCCCAAACGUUCCAUUCAUUGUGGCCUUUUAAUAAGUGUUCCUAUUGUCCAAUUUGCAAAAAAAUUAUUUUUAUGAAAAGACUAUGAUGGCAAAGGUCCAUACACUGGAAUAUAUUUAUUAAUGUACUUUGCAAAGACUAAAAAAGAUGGGAUGAAAAAUUAAAAAAUGAAUUUCUAA